AAAUAAUUCCAUCACGCAUGAGCUGGCCUCCUGAGCUCAGCUUCCAGUCCAAGACCAAGACAUUCAGCAAUCGCCACCCUUGCAGGUAUCAGUACUGAGACCUCCAGGAUUCAUCUGCCAUUUCGGACCCUUUGCUGCCACCUGCCAGGUCCAGGUGGCCCCACUGUUGACAAGAGAUGGCAAAUUUCCCAGUCUCCCUGGACUCCUUGCAGCCAGUGUCUCUGCCCAGCAGUCUCGUCUUCCUCACACACCUCCUCUCCCUCCUCCUCCAUCCUGCGGAGCUACAUUCAGAAGAGGUCAGGGUGGUAGGCCCUGAGGAACACAUGUUGGCCCUCGUCGGGGAGGAGGUGGACUUCCCAUGCCACCUGUCGCCGUAUCUGAAUGCCGAGGACAUGGAGAUUCGCUGGUUCCGGGGCCAGGCGGCGGACGUGGUGCACCUGUAUCCCGGGCGGCAGGACCUGCCCGGCCGGCAGAUGGCGCAGUUCCAGAACAGGACCGAGCUGGUCACCGACGACAUCGCCGAUGGCAGCGUGCUCCUGCGGCUGCAUGGCGUGGUCCCCGCCGACCAGGGCCCCUACGGGUGCCGCUUCCUGUCCGGUGACUUCUCCGGGGAAGCUGUCUGGGAGCUGGAGGUGGCAGGGCUGGGCUCAGACCCUCACCUCUCACUUGAUGGCUUCAAGAAAGGAGGCAUUCAGCUGAGGUGCAGCUCCAGUGGCUGGUACCCCAAGCCCAAGGCUCAGUGGAGAGACCUUCAGGGACAUUGCCUGCCUCCAGAGACUGAAGCCAUCACUCAGGACACCCAGGGCCUGUUCAGUCUGGAAACAUCUGUGAUUGUCCAAGGGGGAGCCCACAGCAAUGUGUCUUUGUCAAUCCAGAAUCUCCUCUUGAGCCAGAAGAAAGAGGUGGUGGUCCAGAUUGCAGACGUGUUUUUACCCGGAGCGUCCCCCUGGAGGACAGCGUUCCUCGGGACUCUGGCAGCGCUGCCGCUGGCCCUGGCCGUGCCUGGCUCGCUGGCGCUGUGCCUCCUGCAGAGACGGCGACGAUCCCAAGAAAAGCUAAACCAGCAGGCCGAGAAGAGACAAGGGAAACUCACAGCAGAACUGGAGAAGCUUCAGAGGGAGCUGGACUGGAGAAGGGCAGAAGGCCAAGCUGAAUGGAGAGCAGCCCAAAAGUAUGCAGUGGACGUGACUCUGGAUCCGGCCUCAGCGCACCCCAGCCUGGAGGUCUCCGAGGAUGGCAAGAGCGUGUCCUCCCGCAGGGUGGCUCAGGGGCCCGCGCCCAGCGACCCGCAACGCUUCUCGGAGCAGACGUGCGUGCUGAGCCUGCAGCGCUUCUCCGCGGGCCGCCACUACUGGGAGGUGGACGUGGGCCGCCGCAGCCGCUGGUUCCUGGGCGCCUGCCUGGCCGCGGUGCCGCGCGCGUGCCCGGCGCGCCUGAGCCCGGCCUGCGGCUACUGGGUGAUGGGGCUGUGGAACGGCUGCGAGUACUUCGUGCUGGACCCGCACCGCGUGGCGCUCGCCCUGCGCGUGCCCCCGCGGCGCGUGGGCGUCCUCCUGGACUGCGACGCUGGAAAGCUGUCCUUCUUCAACGUGUCCGACAACUCCCACAUCUUCACCUUCACCAACGCCUUCCCUGGGGUGCUGUGUGCCUACUUCAGACCCAGGGCCUAUGACGGCGGUGAACACCCGGAUCCCCUGACCAUCUGCCGGUUGCCAGCUAGAGAGACGCACAUCUCGGAAGAGGAAGACAAUGACGCGUGGUUACAGCCCUAUGACCCCUCGGACCAGGCCCUGGGCCUGUGGUGAGGCCUCUCACUGCCUGGAGCCGGCCCUGGGCAGCUGCUGGGAAGCCCAGGCCGGGCGUGUGCUUUGGGCUCCUGCCGCCUCCACUGAGGGCAAACCCAGCAACCAAAACGUUGCUGAAAGGUCAGCAGCCUGGGGACAACGGGAGGGACCUUUGCCUAUGUAAAUAUGUAUGUGUAUGAUUUCCAGAGGUGACUCCAAAGCUCAUUUGUGUGUAUUGUAGGAUUGAGCAAAUUAAUAAAAAUACAUUUAUGUUGCCGGGAGCCAGGGUGCCCCACAGUGGGCCAGGGGGAGGAAGCUGGCUUAGGAGAAGGGGAGAGUAGAUUGGAAAGAUCAGCUCAUUUGUACAGUUGCAUAUUUUUAUAUACAUUUGCUAGUUCUAAACGGCUCUCAAAGCAAGGCCGCCUCAUAAGCAGUAAACUCACCUACGGCUCAUAUCUUAGUUUUAAGUAGAAUACCAUUUCCUACACCAGUGAAGUUAGAGGAACAUCUGAUUCCAAGCCUGGAGUGACGAACUUUCAAAAUGAGCCUUGAACAUCUUGUGCUGUUAAAAAAUGUCCUCAAAAAUGAUGAGGACCUAGUGAAAGGACAUAGGAGCUAUGUUGAAGGGGUUUUGCUGACCAGUUAGGUAACACUUUGAACACAAAAAUACAUAAUGACAAAAAUGCAAUAGAGAAAUCUGCCAGAUUAAGCAAGUCACUAAAUUUAAUAACACCAAUGAUGCAAUAAAGGAAAUUAUUCAUUUGACAAUUAAGGAAAAUAAACAGGGACUAUCUAUUAUUCUGUGAAUGUUGAUUUUCUAAGUGAGACAUUUGUACUGUGGUUAUGUAGGAGAAUAUUCUUGUUCUAAGAAAUAUAUGCUGAAAUUUUUAAAGGCAAAUUACCACACAGAGUCUGAAGCUGCCUCUAAGUGACUACGUAGAGAAUAUAAGGGUGUUCAUAUAUACACACAUAUAUGUAUAUAUAGAAAGAAAGAGAGCAACUGUGGCAAAAUGACGACACUUGGUAAAUGUAGGCAAAAAGCCUGUAGGUGUUCAUUGUUCUAUUAUAGCAGCUUUGCUGUGUUUUGAAACUUUUCAAAUUAGAGAGUUGGGGAGAGAAAAAAGGAUAGACCAAAAAGUUGUGAUCAUCUACAAAUGGCAAAAUGGUUGGCGAUUGUUACUUUUUAAAAUUUCUUCUCUGUAUUUUUUAAGUGUUCUAUAGAGUGCAUGUAUGGUUUCUGAAAAGGGAGGGGGAGAUGUUUUUAAAAAUGCUCUGUCUACAAAAUUCCCCAUUUAAAAGAAACUAUAAUGAGGCUAGGCCCAGUGGCUGACACCUGUAAUGCCAGCACUUCUGGGAGGAUGAGGCAGGAGAAUUGCUUGAGCUCAGGCAUUUGAGACCAGCCUGAGUAAGAGUGAGAUGCUGUCUCUACUAAAAAUAGAAAAAAAUAGAAGGGUGUUGUGGUGGGAGAAUCUGUAGUCCCAGCUACUCAGGAGGCUGAGGCAAGAGGAUCUCUUGAGUCCAGGAAUUUUGAAAUUGCUGUGAACUAUGAUGAUUCCACUACCCUCUAGCCAGGGAGACAGAGUCUAAAUAAUAAUAAUUAUUAUUAUUAUAAAGAAAAAAAAAGAUGGGGACUUCAAUUGGCCAGGAAAGCUGACUGUGUUGGCCAAAUUUGAACAUCAAAGCACUUACUGUCAGUAUAGGGUAUAUAACCCUUUAAGUAAAUAGGAAUCCAUGAGAGUGUGUGUGUCCCCACCAAUACCCAUGAAUGAGUAAAGAAAACCAUGGGAAAAUGGCAUUACUUUUGAGGUAUUCCUGCUCCUAAAAUGCAUAAAUCAUGAGGAAACAUCAGACAAACUCUUCAGAAAUGUCAAGGUUCAUGGAAGAAGCCCAAGUGCCCAUCCAUCCAUGAAUGGAUUAAUAAAUCGUGGUAUAUGUACACCAUGGAAUAUUAUGCAGCCUUAAAGAAAGAUGGAGACUUUCCCUCUUUCAUGUUUACAUGGAUGGAGCUGGAACAUAUUCUUCUUAGCAAAGUAUCUCAAGAAUGGAAGAAAAAGUAUCCAAUUUACUCAUAUGAAAGCUAUAACCCAAUUAUAACCUAAGAAUAUGGGGAAAAGGGAAAGGGAGGGGAGGGGAGGGGGGAGGAUUGGUGGAGGAAGGGCAAUUGGCGGGACCAUACCUGUGGUGCAUCUUACAAGGGUAAAUGUUAAACUUACUAAAUGUAGAAUAUAAAUGUCUUAACACAAUAACUAAGAAAAUACCAGGAAGGCUAUGUUAACCAAUGUGAUGAAAAUAUGUCAAGUGGUCUAUAAAACCAGUAUGGUGCCCCAUGAUUGCAUUAAUAUACAUAGCUAUGACUUAAUAAAAAAAAAAUGUCAAGGUCAUGAAAGAAGAGGCCAGACCAAGGAGCUGGUCCAGAUUAAAGGAGAUCAAAGAGGCAGGACUAAAUGAAAUAGUUGACUCUGGGUGGGAUCCUGGACUUGUAAAAGAUAUUAUGGGGAGAAAAAAGAGACAUUUUAAAAGAGGUACAUGGAUUAGGUAGCAAUAUUGGAUAAAUGUCAAUUUCCUGAUUUUGAUGUAAGAGAAUGCUCUUGUUUUAAGAGAAUAUAUACUUAAGUAUUAAGGAGUAAAGAAAUAGGAUGUUUGUACCUUAUUUUCAAAUCAUUAAAAAAUUGGUAAUAUAGGCUUGGCACCUAUAGCUCAGCGGCUAGGGUGCUACCACAUACACUGGAGUGGGAGGGUUCUAACCCAGCCCCGGCCUGCCAAACAACAAUGACAACUACUACCAAAAAACAGCCUAGCUACUUGGGGGGCUGAGGCAAAAAAAAUCGCUUAAGCCCAAGAGUUUGCGGUUGCUGUGAACUGUGACACCAUGGCACUCUACCAAGGGUGACAUAGUGAGACUCUGUCUCAAAAAAUAUAAAUAUAGUAAUAUAAAUAGAGAUAAAUGCAGUAGUGUCUAGUAAAUGUUGAAUAACUAGCUUUCCAGGAAAAUAAAAUAAAAUAAAAAACUCUAGAGCCUUUGGUUACUUCCACUGUGCUGAUUUCAGUCUACAGAUGUAACAUCACUGGGAACGCAGGUGGGAAGUGUCUCAGAUUGGCCUGCUAUAAAAUACUGUA
This is a messenger RNA of Nycticebus coucang (slow loris), 4901 nucleotides long. RefSeq names its product butyrophilin like 9 (gene BTNL9). The transcript has 11 exons. Gene Ontology annotation, biological process: regulation of cytokine production; T cell receptor signaling pathway. NCBI's taxonomy places the organism in Eukaryota, Metazoa, Chordata, Mammalia, Primates, Lorisidae. The record is from RefSeq and is a predicted model, not a curated record. Gene Ontology annotation, molecular function: signaling receptor binding. Gene Ontology annotation, cellular component: external side of plasma membrane. The coding region runs from base 177 to 1805 and encodes 542 amino acids.